Akanthomyces muscarius is the source of this 4380-nucleotide messenger RNA. RefSeq lists its product as uncharacterized. The transcript is spliced from 2 exons. Gene Ontology annotation, cellular component: plasma membrane. Gene Ontology annotation, molecular function: magnesium ion binding; ATP hydrolysis activity; ATP binding. Gene Ontology annotation, biological process: endocytic recycling; post-Golgi vesicle-mediated transport; intracellular protein transport. The coding region runs from base 1 to 4380 and encodes 1459 amino acids. NCBI's taxonomy places the organism in Eukaryota, Fungi, Ascomycota, Sordariomycetes, Hypocreales, Cordycipitaceae. The record is from RefSeq and is a predicted model, not a curated record.
AUGGCUGCCGGAGCCUCUACCGUCGAAAAAGGUCACCGGCUAGACAACGAUGCUGCUGCUGCACCACCGCAUACGACUUCGCCCAAAUCAUCCUAUGUGUCCAAAAUUAAGGAUGCUGCUUCGACUGCCUAUAGAAAGACGGUCGUCGGGCCGCUGCUGCGGCGUAAGAGCAUCGCCCCAACCGACGGCGGUCGACGUGUCCCGCUGAGCAUCGAGCACGUCCAGCCGCUCGUCGACACCCGUCGUGGCCAGUCGUACAUUUCCAACGAUAUUCGCACCUCACGCUACACCGUCUGGGAUUUCAUCCCUAAACAGCUGUUCUUUCAAUUCUCCCGCGUUGGAAACUUUUACUUUCUCUGCGUUGGUAUUCCUCAAACGAUCCCGGGUCUGUCCACCACUGGAACAUUCACCACCAUUUUACCGCUGCUGUUCUUUGUACUACUCACCAUGGUCAAGGAAGCAUACGACGACUACAGAAGAAGCCGCCUCGACAAGAUUGAAAACGCCAGCUUCACCACGACGUUGGGACGCAAGGACCAUCACACCGGCAAAGUUAAGCCCCCGACCUGGAUCCAAAAAUGGAAUCCAUUUUACGUCACAAACACCGCGCAGCCCCCGAUCCUUCCAGACGACGAGUAUGAGGGAGUUAGAUGGGUCCCCAGCCGCUGGAGAAACCUCAAAGUCGGAGAUGUCGUCAGGCUCAAUCGCGACGACCCUGUUCCUGCCGACAUCGCGCUUAUCUGGACCAGCGACGAAAAUGACGUGGCCUACAUCGACACCAUGGCCCUCGACGGUGAGACCAACCUCAAGAACAAGCAGCUGUCCUCUGCGCUCGGCGGCUGCGGCACCAUCGAGGGCAUUGCCAAAUGCAAGGCCAACUUCUUCGUCGAGGACCCGAACCCACAACUCUUCAGCUUUGACGGCUCCGUUUCUGUCGACGGCAAAUCUGUGCCCCUCACCCUCAACGAAGUGAUCUACCGAGGCAGCAUUGUCCGAAAUACGACGGCCAUCGUUGGCCUCGUCAUAAACACCGGAGAAGAAUGCAAGAUUCGCAUGAACUCAAAUCAGCAUCCCUCCGCCAAGAAGCCCGCGCUCGAGAAAGUCGUCAACUGCGUUGUCGUAACCCUUGCCAUCUACGUCGUUGUCUUGUCCGUUGGUGUCUCCAUGGGCUACGUCAAAUGGCAGCGCAGCUACGAGAGAAAGGCCUGGUACCUCGAUCAAGCCGGCGUCCCGUUCUACCAGAUUAUUAUAGCGUUCAUAAUCAUGUUCAACAACGUCGUCCCUCUUGCCUUGUACAUUUCCUUGGAAAUUGUCAAAAUUGGACAGUUGCUUCUGCUCAAUUCCGACAUUGGCAUGUACGACGAGGAGACCGACACUCCUGCCAGAUGCAACACCAACACCAUUUUGGAAAAUCUUGGUCAGGUUGGGUAUAUCUUUUCCGACAAGACUGGAACUCUCACGGACAAUAUCAUGAAAUUUCGCAAGAUUAGUGUAGCUGGAACCGUGUGGCUGCACCAGAUGGAUCUGGUGCCAGACGACGAAACCACCACCGCCACCAGCCUGGGGGAUUCAUCCCGAGAGCCUUCGCUAGACAAGCCCGACCCAUUUCCCACUUCGCCAAGGAGUCCGAUAAGUCCGAUGAGUCUCGGCUUCAUGAACAGCCCAAUGUCACCGCGCAUGUCCAUGGGAGCUCGACCCUCUCUGGGCGGUAGGCGCUCCUCCUCCCACUGGCGCUCUACCGGGCGUCCCGAUCACGUCCAGCCAGAAGUCGAUACGACCGAUUUGCUGCACUAUGUCCAGCUCCGACCCCACUCCGCCUUUGCCAGAAAAGUCAAGCAAUACAUCCUCGCAAUGGCGCUUUGCCAUACAUGUCUCCCUGAGCGUACCAAUGACAAGAUUGAGUUCCAGGCCUCUUCCCCCGACGAAUUGGCGCUUGUCCGUGCCGCGCAGGAACUAGGCUACCUCGUCGCUCAACGAACAGCGAAGCACGUCACUGUGGAAAUGACGCAAGCCGACGGCCAGCUCGAGAGACAGACAUAUGAAAUUCUCGACAUCAUCGAGUUCAGCAGCAACCGCAAGCGAAUGUCCAUUGUCCUUCGCCGCCCCGACGGCCGCGUUACCGUCAUCUGCAAGGGAGCUGACUCCGUCAUCCUUCCCCGCCUGAAGCAGUCGUCCCUUGCUAUGCAGAAAGCCACCGAAGUCCGCGCGAGCGCCGAUCUCGAGCACGAAAUGUUGCGUCGCAGCGAGCAGCACCAGCCGAGAAACAGCUUUGGAGGCAGGCCUAGUCUGACUGUCCGGCACAACACUAGCUUUCAGAGGCCGGACGCGAACAUGCGACGGUCAGUGAUGCAUCGCAGCAAGUCCUUUGAGCUCAAAAAGCUUGUAAGAAGCUCGGAAGAUGGUGUUCGAGCAGGGGCGUCCACCCGAGGCCUGUCAAUGGAUAUCAAUCGCGGGCACAUUCGUACGAGCGCCAAUCCUCACUUUACCGCGCUUCCAGAGAACCUGCAGUUCCUCGACGACCCCUGUAUCAACGACGAGUCUGAAGUAUUCUCCAAGUGCUUCAAGCAUCUCGACGAAUUCGCUUCCGAAGGGCUUCGGACUUUGCUUUUUGCCCAGAAAGACAUCUCGGAGCAGGACUACCUCGCGUGGAAGCAGGUGUACGACGAUGCGACAACAAGUCUUCUGAAUCGGCAGGACAUGAUAGAAUCUGCCGGUGACAUGCUUGAACAGGCAUUCUCACUUGUUGGAGCCAGUGCCAUUGAAGAUAAGCUUCAGAAAGGUGUUCCCGAGACCAUCGAGAAACUCCGCCGAGCCAACAUCAAGAUCUGGAUGCUUACUGGUGACAAGCGAGAGACUGCCAUUAAUAUUGCCCAUUCAGCACGACUCGUUCGUCCCGGUUCGGACAUUUAUAUCUUGGAUAUUGCUAAAGGCGCCCUCGAAUUUCAGCUCAUUGCUCUUACCGAAGACCUUCAAGGCGGUGCCCCCCACAGUGUGGUUGUUAUUGACGGACAUACUCUGGGCGUCGUCGAACAGUCCCCGACCUUGUCGAAGCAGUUCUUCGACAUUAUGCUCAAGGUGGACACUGUCAUUUGUUGCCGUGCCUCACCUGCGCAAAAGGCGCUGCUCGUCCACACGGUUAGGAGUCGUCUCAGCAGAUUUAGCCUCACCCGCCGCAGCGGUCUCACUCUGGCUAUUGGCGACGGCGCAAACGACCUCGCCAUGAUUCAGGCCAGUCAUGUCGGUAUUGGCAUUUCUGGUCGCGAAGGCUUGCAGGCUGCGCGUGUGGCCGAUUACUCCAUUGCCCAGUUUCGCUUCCUGCAACGUCUGCUCCUCGUCCACGGCCGCUGGAACUAUGUCCGCACCGCCAAGUUUAUCAUUUGUACCUUUUGGAAGGAAAUGUUCUUUUAUCUACCGCAAGCCAUCUACCAGCGCUACAACGGCUACACCGGUACAUCGCUGUACGAAGCUACUAGCCUCACGGUGUUUAACACUCUAUUUACUAGUCUGUGUACAAUCUGCAUGGGUAUUUGGGAGCAAGAUUUGCGCGCGGAUACACUGCUCGCGAUACCAGAGCUUUACGUGUAUGGUCAGUGCGACAUGGGCUUGAAUGUGUGGAAGUUUGCCCGCUGGAUGCUUCUUGCGGCCAUUGAAGGUGUCAUGACUUGGUAUGGCGUGUGGGCCGGCUACGGCUGGAUGACCCCUCGUGUCAAGGAUGACGGUCUGUAUGCCAUGGGCACACUCGUGUUCACUACCAGUGUCCUGUGGAUCAACUGGAAGCUGUUCAUUUUCGAGACGCACUACAAGUCGGCCAUUGUCAUGGGCUCCUUCUUUGUGACUACGAUUGGCUGGUUCGCUUGGGUGUCUUUCCUCGACUUCAUCUUUGCUGGCACGCCUUCGGGUCCCUACGACGUCAAAUACAGCUUCCGCAACAAAUGGGGUGGCGAUGCUGUCUGGUGGGCGACGUUGUUUGCCGUCCUCGGCGCCUUGGGGCUGAUGGAGCUCACGAUGAAGGUAAUCAAGCGACACAUGAUCCUGGCGGGUCUCUGGAAGUGGCCGCCGUGGAAGAACCCCGGUCUGAGCGAGAAUGUCGAGGAGUGGGACCUCGAACUGUGGCAGGAGCUGGAGAAGGAUGCGGCGGUACAGGCCAAAUUGAAAGUCAUGGCCGGGGAGCAUGAUGAGCAGGAGGUGGAUGUGGAAGAGGAUGUGGAAGAGGAUGUGGAAGAGGAGGAUGAGUAUCUGGAGAGGGGGCCGGUCGAGGAGACGGUCGAGGUGUGCGCGAGCCAUGACGAUGAGGAGAGAGGAGAGUGCGGCGGUGCUGAUGGUGAGAAGAAUGGGAGAAAAGCAUUUGUUUCUUCGGCAUGGCGCAAAUUGAGAAAGUGA